CUGGCGGAUUCAUCUCUGCCUGUAGAUACGUAGUAGAACUUUUAGGAAGAGCCAUGGCCUCAUCCCCAGUGAUGAGGAGGAUGAGGAAGGAAGCCAUGUGCUCCAUCUGCCUGGAGCUGAUGACAGAGCCCAUGAAAUCAACUGUGGACACAGCUUCUGCCACUAGUUCCCCUCCUUCACACAGCAGAGGCAGGGGCAGUGGUCACAAGACAGACCCUGUCUUGAGCUUGUUUUUGUCUGCCUGCUGCUGUGUGGGGGUAGUUGAUCCCCUGUGCCAUUCCCUAGUCUCCUUCCCAGGCCUUUGACAAGACAAACUCGGGAUGAGCUAUACCAGGUCCAGAAUCAUCUCCAAGACAGUGAGGGUGGAGGCAGAUGCCAGGAGUCAUCAUGGGAACAGGGACCUCUGUCUGUGAAUCUGAUGCCUCAAGAGGGGCCCCUCCCUUCCCCAUAAAGGGCAUGCCCCACGCGCUGUGUCAGGUCACGAUGAGAUUUAAUUUGUCCCCUCUGCUGUUGCUCUGAAGGAAGGGUGCUGUUCCUACCAGGCCCUCCAGUCAGGAUUCCUGAGUGUAAAACCUCUGGCAUUUUGACAAGUUUCCUCCCUCAUCUGUCUGGACCCGCCCCCUCAUCAGUUUCGUUUCUGAGUUGACUCUAGUCAGAGGAACUUCCCUUCCAGGAAUCUGGAAGUGGAGCUGCAGAGAGACUCAGCGAUUUUAUGACUGACUGCCCUGUGAGGAGGAGUGCAAAGUCCAGGCAAAGAGAGAAGAUUUCAACACCUGUGCAGGCUCAGAAUCUCAGGUGAGGCUUCUGUCCAUCACUCUGGAAAGUCCUGGCUGAUACACCUCUGCCUAUAGAUACUUAGCAGAACUUUGAGGAAGAGCCAUGGCCUCAUUGCCAGCGAUCAGGAAGAUGAGGGAGGAAGCCACAUGCUCCAUCUGCCAGCAGCUGAUGAAGGAGCCCGUGAGCGUCAACUGUGGGCACAGCUUCUGCCGCCAGUGCAUAGACAAUAUCAUUGGGCAGCAAUAUUUUGUGACAUCUUUUAUUUGGAGGGCUCGCUGUCCCCUGUGCCAAACAUCACUUCAAAGGGAGAGUGUCCGACCCAACAAGCACCUUGAAAACCUCAUUGAGCGCAUCCAGGAGCUGGAGCGUGAGAGGCUGUGUGAGGAACAUGGGGAGCAGCUCUGCCUGUUCUGUGAGGACGACGAGCAGCUCAUCUGCUGGCGCUGUGAGCGCUCCCCCCAGCACAGAGGACACCGCACGGCUCUAGUGGAGGACGUAUGUCCAGGCUACAAGGACAAGCUCCAAGGCAUUGUAACAAACCUGAAGGAAACUCAAGACCACUGUACCAGUGCGAAGUUGUUCAUGGCAGAGCAAAUAACUGCAUGGAAGGAGAACAUAGAGCUUCGGAGACAAGAAAUCAAGUCUGAGUUUUGGAAUCUCCACUGCUUCCUCCAUGAGGAGGAGAGGGCUUAUCUAUGGAGAUUGGAGAAAGAGGAAGAGAAGCUGCUGGGGAGACUGCAGGACAGUGAAGCCAGUCUGGACAAUCAGAGUUGUGAACUGGAGAAGCUCGUCCUGGAACUAGAGAAGAAAUGUCAGGGCUCAGCCCAGAAUUUAUUGCAGGGUGUGAAAGACACAUUAAACUGGAAUUCAGAUGUGAAGCUGAAAUUGCCAGAGAUCUUCUGUUUGGAGCCUCAAACUGUGUGCCAUGUUUCUGAGCUUUACUUUGAUGUGAAGAAAAUGUUAAGGCACUUCCAAGUCAGCGUGACUCUGGAUCCAAACACAGCUCAUCGUGAACUAAUUCUGUCUGAGGAUCGGAGACAUGUGACCCGUGGAGGCAGACGGAAGAAGCAUAUCAGUUCUAAAAGAUUAUGUUCCUUACCCUGUGUCCUGGGCUGUGAGGGUUUCACCUCAGGAAGACAUUACUUUGAAGUGGACGUGGGAGAAGGAUCCGGGUGGGACUUAGGAGUUUGUCUGGAAAAUGUGCACAGGGACAGGGACAUGACCCCAGAGCCUCAGUCUGGCUUCUGGGCCAUCAGACUCUGCCAGGAGAAUGGCUACAUGGCCCUUACCUCUCCCCCAACACCCCUUUCAUUGAGGGAGCGGCCCCUGCUAGUGGGAGUUUUUCUGGACUGUGAGGCUGGACUUGUGUCCUUUUACAAUAUGAACACUGGCUCCCACAUCUUCACCUUCCCAAGGGCCUCCUUCUCUGGUACUCUUCGGCCUUAUUUCCUGGUUAAUCAUUCUUCUUCUUUGUUCCUCCCUCCACCCCUGGAGUCAAUUUAAAAGAGUCUCUUUGUUUCCCAUUGUAGAAAUAUAACGUCAGUCCUAUUAGGUCAGGACUUGGUCUAUUUUGUCAUUUGCUCUUUCCCUUUACCUGAACUGGCGCUGAGUUCACAGUGGACACUCAGUGAGUGUGCCAUGACUGCUGGACACAGCCACUGUGCAGACAGCACAGAAGAUCAGCCUGACCGGCGGGGAAGCGAGAGAACAGCAGGGUCAUCCCUCAUACUCAACCCCUGUCACUGGGUCACAUCUCUGACCUGCCAGGGUCCUGGUCUCACGCUGGUGUCUGGCCUCUUCCAUUUCAUGUCAAGUUUUCACGCUCCAUCAAUGUUGUAGUUUGGGUUAGUAGUUGCUUCUGUUUCUGGACAAAACAUUCCACUGUAUGGAUAUCACACAUUGUGUGUUCCCGUUCAUCAAAGGAUGGACAUUGGUUGUUUCCACUUUGGGGAGAGUUCAAAUGAUGCCAUUGAGAACAGUGCUGUACAAGUUUUUGUGUGAUUAUGGUCAAAUUUGGAGGUUUAUACCUAGGAGUAGAAUUGCUACUUCCUGUGAUAAUUUGUUCAACUUUUUUUUUUUGAGAUUUAUUUAUAGAAGAACUGAGGUACAGGCCAGAUGCGAUGGAGGGUGAGCAGAUUCACCAGAGAGAGAGCGGGGAACAGAACAGGCAGGCUGACUAAAUACACUGCUGAGGGGAGCAGCGUGUGUGACAGGUGAGGUCUCCCGAGCCAUGUGGGACUCCGCCGGCCUGCCAGGAUCCAACCGGUGCUGCAGAGGCUGGGAGAGCUUCACAGUGUGGUGCUCAAUUGCCUGCUCCACCAAGGGAGGCCCAAGUUGUUCGUCUUUUUAAGGAACUGUCUGUUUUCCAAGGAUGCUACAACAUAGUAUAUCCUCACAUGCCAUGUAUGACAUUCCAAUUUCUCUACAUUUUAUUGUGGGUAUUUUUAAAUGUAACUAUGCUAAUGGAUGGUAAGUUCUAUCUCCUUGAGAUUUUGUUUUUUUCUGGCUUUUGCAUUUUCCUAAUGAGUGGUGAUGGUGACAGCUUCAUGGCUAAUUGUGUGUCUUUUUGGAAUUAUCUCUUCACAUACAUUGCCCAUUUUAGUUGGGUUAUUUGUAUUUUGGUUUGUAAUAACUUCUGUAUGCUAAUUACAGUUCUAGGUAUGUCCCUUAUCAGCCUAAUAAUUUUAGAAACUUUCUGUCAUUCUCUGAGUUGUCUUUUACAUUCUUGAUGGAGUCCUGUGAAGCUCACCUCAGUAUCGUUGUUAUAUUGAACUUUUAUUGCUUGUGCUUUGGUGUCAUCCAGGUAACCAUUGGGAACCCAAGGGAACAAGAGUUUUUCCCUCUUUUCUUCCAAAAGGUUUUAACCAUUUCAGUUCUUACACUUAGAUCUUUGGUUCAUUUUGG
Talpa occidentalis (Iberian mole) is the source of this 3681-nucleotide messenger RNA. RefSeq names its product E3 ubiquitin-protein ligase TRIM38-like. The transcript is spliced from 7 exons. The record is from RefSeq and is a predicted model, not a curated record. Bases 880 to 2280 code for a protein of 466 amino acids. Gene Ontology annotation, molecular function: zinc ion binding; protein binding. NCBI's taxonomy places the organism in Eukaryota, Metazoa, Chordata, Mammalia, Eulipotyphla, Talpidae.